This is a messenger RNA of Abrus precatorius (Indian licorice), 1671 nucleotides long. Its product is annotated as ribulose bisphosphate carboxylase/oxygenase activase, chloroplastic. The transcript has 7 exons. The coding region runs from base 101 to 1432 and encodes 443 amino acids. The record is from RefSeq and is a predicted model, not a curated record. NCBI's taxonomy places the organism in Eukaryota, Viridiplantae, Streptophyta, Magnoliopsida, Fabales, Fabaceae. Gene Ontology annotation, cellular component: chloroplast stroma; thylakoid. Gene Ontology annotation, molecular function: ATP binding; ribulose-1,5-bisphosphate carboxylase/oxygenase activator activity; ATP hydrolysis activity.
AAGCAGCUCCUAUAAGUCUCACCCUUUGGUCAUAAGUUAGCUAGCACUGAAUUUGCGUCUAGUAACUUCCCUUCUUUGAACCUCUAAACACAACACAUCCAUGGCUGCCUCCGUCUCCACUGUCGGAGCUGUCAACAGAACUCUUUUGAGCUUGAAUGGGUCUGGAAGUGGAGCUUCAGUUCCUAGUUCAGCUUUCUUUGGCAAUAGCUUGAAGAAGACGAACUCAAGAGUCCCCAACAGCAAGGUUUCAUGUGGAAGCUUCAGAAUUGUGGCUGCAGAGAAAGAGAUUGAUGAAGACCAACAGACAGACAAAGACAGAUGGAAGGGUUUGGCUUACGAUGUUUCAGAUGACCAGCAAGACAUCACAAGGGGAAAGGGUAUGGUUGAUUCACUUUUCCAAGCUCCAAUGGAUUCUGGAACUCACUAUGCUGUCAUGAGUUCUUAUGAGUACCUUAGCACUGGACUUCGCCAGUACGACUUGGACAACAACGUAGAUGGACUUUACAUUGCUCCAGCUUUUAUGGACAAGCUUGUUGUUCACAUCACCAAGAACUUCUUGUCCUUGCCCAACAUCAAGGUUCCUCUCAUUCUUGGUAUCUGGGGAGGCAAAGGACAAGGAAAAUCUUUCCAAUGUGAGCUUGUCUUUGCCAAGAUGGGAAUUAACCCCAUCAUGAUGAGUGCGGGAGAGCUGGAAAGUGGAAAUGCAGGAGAGCCAGCAAAACUGAUCAGACAAAGAUACCGUGAAGCUGCUGAUAUAAUAAAGAAGGGAAAGAUGUGUUGUCUCUUCAUCAAUGAUCUUGAUGCAGGAGCUGGUCGUCUUGGUGGAACCACACAAUACACUGUGAACAACCAAAUGGUGAAUGCCACUCUCAUGAACAUUGCUGAUAACCCCACAAAUGUGCAACUUCCUGGUAUGUACAACAAGGAAGAUAACCCUCGUGUGCCCAUCAUUGUUACUGGUAAUGAUUUCUCAACAUUGUAUGCUCCUCUCAUCCGUGAUGGCCGUAUGGAGAAGUUCUACUGGGCACCAACUAGGGAUGACCGCAUUGGUGUCUGCAAGGGUAUUUUCCGCACUGAUGGUGUAGCUGACCAAGACAUUGUCACACUUGUUGACACUUUCCCUGGCCAAUCUAUUGAUUUCUUUGGAGCACUGAGGGCUAGAGUAUAUGAUGAUGAAGUAAGGAAGUGGGUAUCUGGAGUUGGUGUUGACGGUGUUGGGAAAAAGCUUGUGAAUUCAAAGGAAGGGCCUCCCACCUUUGAGCAACCCAAGAUGAGCUUGGAAAAGCUCUUGCAAUAUGGUAACAUGCUUGUCCAAGAACAAGAGAAUGUGAAGAGAGUCCAAUUGGCAGACAAGUAUUUGAACGAGGCUGCUCUUGGUGAUGCUAACCAAGAUGCUAUUAAAAGUGGAACUUUCUACAGUAAGACCUCUUAACUUUGAGGCCUUCAUUGGAGGCAAAGCAACCUAGCAAGUAAAUAUUUCUGUUCCUAAAGGUGGUACUAAUCCGAAUACCUUCAAACUUUGAUCCAAAAGCCAGAAGUUGUGAUGACACCUGCUUAAUUACAUCAGUCUUACUCAAUGUGUUAGGUGGUGCUAAGUUUGAGAUACUUUUACUGUAUUUUUCAUAUUGGACUAUCUUCCUCUAUAAUUUUGAGUUAUAGUGUGCACUUAAA